UAACUUCCUCUCUCCAAGACCUCAAUUUUUUUACACAACCUCGGUCCUUGAAAUAAGAGCCCUUCAAGCAACCUGGAAAACGUUUGGUCAGCAAAAAAAAAAAAAAAAAGGAAAAAAAAAGAAAAAAGGAGUCCUCCUGUUUUUCCAAAGGAUCUGUCUCAGGAAUUUAAAGCACAUUUAAGACACACACACUCACAUAACAUAAGGAGGGGGGGAAAGGCUCUUCCCCUCCCCUUCUUGCAGAAAGCAUGGAAGAAAGCUCCAGUUCUCCUGUUUCCCCUGUGGAUAGCUUGGGGACCAGUGAAGAGGAGCUGGAAAGGCAGCCAAAGAGAUUUGGCAGGAAGAGAAGAUACAGUAAGAAGUCCAGCGAAGAUGGCAGCCCCAACCCAGGGAAGAGGGGGAAAAAGUCCAGUCCCAGCUCCCAAUCUUACGAAGAACUGCAGAGCCAGAGGAUCCUGGCCAAUGUCAGAGAGAGGCAGAGGACUCAGUCGCUCAACGAAGCUUUUGCCGCCCUGAGGAAAAUCAUCCCCACGCUGCCCUCUGACAAACUGAGUAAAAUCCAGACACUCAAGCUGGCGGCGCGGUACAUAGACUUCCUCUACCAGGUGCUACAGAGCGACGAGAUGGACAGUAAGAUGACGAGCUGCAGUUACGUGGCUCACGAGAGGCUCAGUUAUGCCUUCUCCGUGUGGAGGAUGGAGGGAGCGUGGUCCAUGUCGGCCUCCCACUAGCCACCGCCCAGGCCAGGCCAGCCCAAGGGACUACCCAGUGUCUGUAACUGAAGUGGAAUUGGGAUUUAUCCAAGUUUGUAGCUUCUGAAACCUUAAAAACCUCAAGAAAACUGCUCCAAAAGACCCCUCUUGACCUCUCUCGCUCUGAACUCUUGCGGAGCAUUUUAGACUGAGCAGCAAAAUGGCACCGAAGAGAAGGGGCUGAGACUUCGCAGCAUCUCUCCCCAGAACGACUGACCAAAGAGAGAAGGAGAAGCAACAUUCCUGGUUGUUCAUUGUUGUUGGGAUUUUGUGUCUGUCUGUCUGUGCGUUUGGUGUUUUUAUCGCUGAUUUUUUUGGUUUUUAUUUUUAUUUCUGAGGAAAAAACCUUAAUUCAGGAAACACAUUUAUGAGGCAUCUUUGGGUUCGAGUUUUACUUCCCCUUAGCUGUAUUCUUCUCUUUUUUUUUUUUUUUUUUUUUUUAAGUUCCAAACCUGAUUUCUUGUACAGUCAUGGCAAAACUGGACCAAGGCUCUCAGAAAAAAACAGGACAAGGAGGAGAAAAGCCCACCAUGCCCCCAGCUCCCUGCAUGAUUUGUUUCAAGUACAGCCUGGGUUACAGACUGCCCUCCACACUCUGCCACCUCUCCCUUAUUGCUCCAUGAUUUGCUACCGCUCAUCCCCUUCCCCCCCCUUUUUUUUUAAUUUUUUUUUUGUUUUCAUUUUCUGUUCCAGUGUAUAUGUUGCUUAUUUGUUUUAUUUAUUGAGAUAUUUUUAACGAGCUAAGAGACUGCAAUGUCGCUGUGUAUACUGCUUCUCUUGCCAAUAAAAAUAAAGAUGUCAUGCAGCUA
Messenger RNA from Corvus hawaiiensis (hawaiian crow), 1561 nucleotides. RefSeq names its product twist family bHLH transcription factor 2 (gene TWIST2). Gene Ontology annotation, molecular function: RNA polymerase II transcription regulatory region sequence-specific DNA binding; DNA-binding transcription factor activity, RNA polymerase II-specific; protein dimerization activity. The record is from RefSeq and is a predicted model, not a curated record. Gene Ontology annotation, biological process: developmental process; regulation of transcription by RNA polymerase II. The coding region runs from base 249 to 731 and encodes 160 amino acids. The transcript is spliced from 2 exons. NCBI's taxonomy places the organism in Eukaryota, Metazoa, Chordata, Aves, Passeriformes, Corvidae.